AUGCCAGAUAUUCUUACUCAGGAUGGUAUGCUUGAAUUUGAUAACUUGCUAGCAACAAACCCACUCCCCGACAAAUUGCUGCUGCCUGAUUACAAAAUACUGGAUACAUCACAGAAAUUCAGCCAACCGAAGGAAAACUUGCUGUUUUCAGAUCUGGAGAAACAAAUGAAUCUAAACGCUGCUCAAAUACACCCGACACAUUUUUCAAUUGAAGAUAUUCAGUCGCAUCGGACACGAAGGGAACAGCACACCCAACAAGUUCAGCAAGAUUACCAAACGCAAAAGAGCAUCCCUGACAUUCAUUCCAAAACCAACUUUAACAUUAAUUCGGUAAUAUCCUCUCGGUCAUAUCACCAGGACUUAACCCACGCAACCGGCAGCUACGACUCAUCUCCUGAAUCCAAUUUUCCUUACACCCCGGUAGACUCCUUGGAAUCUUGCACAACAGACUCAAAUAUUGAUAACGAACUAGCGAAAAACAUAAAAGCAGAACUGUUUGAUGAUAUCCACAUCCUAGACGACCGUUAUAACGUUCAGAUUAAUACCAGCAACGCAGAUAAUACUGCAAGUGAUCCCGAAAUACUGUUAAAUGAUGAUAUAUUGGACAAAGAAAUAGAACAGAUCAUAUCCGCACCACUAGACGUACAAAUAGAUAGCCUCUACUCGACAGAAAACGAAAGGUUAGCAGUCAACAACCAAGCACAACUCAAUCCUCACAAGCGAGCUUACUCUGUUGUCAGGGGAACACCUACUGAGGACACAUUGGACAGAACUAAAAAGAGAAAGGUUGAAGAAACCAAAACUCAGUCUUCACAAAAGGAAACUAAGUUUCUAAAGUGUUUCUCCAUACUUAGGGCAAACUACCUUUCCGUAUGCAACUCUUAUAAUGAAGUUGUUGAUAAAUUAUCCACUGUUGAGGCUCAGAAUAAAAUCUUGUCACAAAACCUUGCCACCAAAGAAAAUGAGAAGGAGCAAUGGAAAAUUGAUAAGGAUCGAUUUCUGUUUGAAAGAGAAGACAUGAAGGCCAUGUUGGAUGGGUUGUUGCACGAAGUCACGGUAUUAAGACGCAGAGAAAGACAGAAUAAAAUGAGAUCCACGAUUGGCAAUAUGAUGCUUAUGAAGGAUGACACCGACUGA
Pichia membranifaciens NRRL Y-2026 is the source of this 1137-nucleotide messenger RNA. RefSeq lists its product as hypothetical. The coding region runs from base 1 to 1137 and encodes 378 amino acids. Lineage: Eukaryota; Fungi; Ascomycota; Pichiomycetes; Pichiales; Pichiaceae. The record is from RefSeq and is a predicted model, not a curated record. The transcript has a single exon.